GAAUCCUUCAAAAUUGAGUAAUUCAGAGUUAGGAAAUUUCGAUAAAUAUAUAGAAGAUCUAUAUAGUGGCAAAUUAUUAAGUGAAAAUGAUAUAAGGCUAUUAUGUCAAAAAGUGUUUUUAUUUGUAUUAUUGACAAGGCAAAAGAAAUUUUAGUUGAAGAACCAAACAUCGUUUAAGUAAGAGCCCCAUUAACUAUAUGCGGAGAUGUGCAUGGUUAAUUUCACGACUUAAUUGAAUUGUUUAGCAUUGGAGGUAGAUUGCCAGUAAUUUUAAGUAUAUUAUGAAAGGACACAAAUUAUCUCUUUUUAGGAGAUUAUGUUGAUCGAGGUUCUCAAAGCGUAGAAACUUUUAGUCUCAUUCUUUGUCUUAAAGUUCGUUAUAGAGAUAGAUUAACUAUCUUAAGAGGUAAUAAUUUAAUUAAAUACAAAAGGCAAUCAUGAAAAUAGAGAAAUCAACAAAAUAUAUGGGUUUUAUGAUGAAUGUUAGCGUAAGUAUGGAAAUGAAAUAGUUUGGAAACAUUUUGCUGAUCUUUUUGGAUAUCUUCCUUUAGUGGCUAUAGUUGAAAAUAGUGUAAAUAAGAGAUUUUAAUGCUUAGUUGUUUUGCACUCAUGGUGGGUUAUCUCCAGCAGUUGAAACGGUUGAUCAGAUAAAAUUAUUAAAUAGAAUUUAAGAUAUACCUCAUGAAGGAGCAAUUUGUGAUUUAUUAUGGAGUGAUCCUGAAGAAACUAAAACAGGAUGGGGUGUUUCACCAAGAGGAGCAGGAUGGACAUGGGGUUAAGAUAUAACAGAUAAAUUUCUACAUAGGAAUAAAUUAAAAAUGGUUGUUAGAGCUCAUUAAUUGGUGAUGGAAGGAUUUUAACAAGUACAUUAAAAAAAAACAGUCACUAUUUUCUCAGCUCCCAAUUAUUGCUAUAGAUGUGGCAAUUAAGCUUGUAUUUUAGAAGUUGAUGAUCAACUUAAAAUGAGCUUGUAAUUAUAUUCAAUUUUAUUAUAGUUCUCAAUUUGAACCUGCACCUAGAGAAAAUGAACCUUAAACUACACGCAGAGUACCAGAGUACUUUCUAUGA
This is a messenger RNA of Paramecium sonneborni, 1068 nucleotides long. The record is from the annotation of a GenBank genome assembly. NCBI's taxonomy places the organism in Eukaryota, Ciliophora, Oligohymenophorea, Peniculida, Parameciidae.